GUGUUCUCGCCUCUCCUGCGCCCGGGGUAGCCCUGGCCGAGCAGAGAGCAGCGGGGAUCCGAGCCUCGGAGGGUGGUGGUUGUUGACUGUCGACUAGGCUAGCUGAGACGCUGCCUGCUUCCAAUACUUCGUCCCCGGCCCUCGCCCUGGGGCAGGCGCUCGGCUCAAGAUGAAUCUCAACUUCACCUCCCCUCUACACCCUGCUUCUUCUCAGCGGCCCACAUCCUUCUUCAUCGAGGACAUCCUGUUGCACAAGCCUAAGCCGCUAAGAGAGGUGGCUCCAGAUCAUUUUGCCAGCUCUCUGGCAUCCCGGGUGCCUCUGCUAGACUAUGGCUACCCCCUCAUGCCCACACCCACUCUCCUGGCUCCUCACCCCCAUCAUCCUCUGCAUAAGGGAGACCACCAUCACCCUUAUUUCCUCACCACUUCAGGGGUGCCAGUCCCAGCCCUGUUCCCGCACCCCCAGCACACGGAGUUGCCGGGGAAGCACUGCCGCCGCCGCAAAGCUCGCACGGUUUUUUCCGACUCCCAACUCUCUGGUCUGGAGAAAAGAUUCGAGAUCCAGCGCUACUUGUCCACGCCGGAGCGGGUGGAGCUCGCUACAGCUCUCAGCCUGUCUGAGACGCAGGUGAAAACGUGGUUCCAGAACCGACGGAUGAAGCAUAAAAAGCAGCUGAGAAAAAGCCAAGAUGAGCCCAAAGGGCCGGAUGGGUCCGAGAGCCCUGAGGGUAGCCCCCGCGGUCCAGAGGCCGCGCCCGCGGAGGCUCGGCUGGGCUUGCCUGCCGGCCCCUUCGUGCUCACGGAGCCCGAGGACGAGGUGGACAUUGGGGACGAGGCGGAGCUCGCCUCGGGGUCGCACGUGCUCUGAGUCCUGGGGCUGGGGAGGGUGGGUAGGAGACCGCGGGCGGGGCGCGGUUCCUUCCCGCACUGGAAAACU
Molecule: messenger RNA, 937 nt
Organism: Talpa occidentalis (Iberian mole)
Lineage: Eukaryota; Metazoa; Chordata; Mammalia; Eulipotyphla; Talpidae
Gene: BSX
Product: brain specific homeobox
Exons: 3
Coding region: 170-868 (232 amino acids)
Biological process (GO): regulation of DNA-templated transcription
Molecular function (GO): DNA binding; DNA-binding transcription factor activity, RNA polymerase II-specific
Source: RefSeq, a predicted model, not a curated record